Messenger RNA from Pelodiscus sinensis (Chinese soft-shelled turtle), 540 nucleotides. NCBI's taxonomy places the organism in Eukaryota, Metazoa, Chordata, Testudines, Trionychidae. The record is from RefSeq and is a predicted model, not a curated record.
GUGUGGAGCGGCUCAGGGGAUGGCUCUUGGCGGAGGGAUGUCAGUGGGGAAAGGCGGAGGGGAUGCUGCUGAGCGGAGGGAUAUCUCUGGGGGUAGCUGAUAGGACAUCGCUUGGUGGUGGUAUAUCAGUGUGUGAUGGACAUCACAGAAAUCAUCAAGGGAAAAUGUGAGAGUGAUGAGGACAAGCAGCAUUUCAUUCCUGUGCACCUGGUAACAGCUGAGAAUGAUUUCCUUCAUAACCUGGUGAAGAAGGCAGUGGAGGGGAAGGAGAUCAACCACAAAGGACAAGGCUUCUGGGUGUCUCUGAAAAUGCUGUGGGGAGACCUGAAUCAGGUGCGAAAAGAUCAUCCUCAUUUGGUGGACCGCAGCACAGUUGUGGUCCGCAAGUUAGGCUUCCCAGAGAUUAUCAUGCCAGGAGACAUCAGGAACGACAUUUACCUCACGCUUGUGCAGGGGGAGUUUGACAAGGGGAACAAGAAGACACAGAAGAAUGUGGAGGUGACAGUAUGUGUCUGUGACGAGUCUGGGAACCCGAUGCAG